GCUGUUCAAGGAGCAGCAUGAGGACCUGGUGGACCACGUCCCCAAGGAGCGGGAGGUGCUGCUGGAGCGCGAGUUCCAGCGCGUCACCAUCUCCGGGGAGGAGAAGUGUGGGGUGCCCUUCACAGACCUCCUGGAUGCAGCCAAGAGCGUGGUCAAGGCUCUGUUCGUGCGAGAGAAAUACAUGGGCUUGUCCCUCCAGAGCUUCUGCAAGACCACGGCGAGAUACCUGCAGGAGCUCUCUGAGAAGCCCCUGGAGACACGUGGCUAUGAGGAGGUGUCUGAGACCACUGUGACUGCUGAUGCCCCUGUGCACCCCCCAUUUGCUGAGCAGCACCCCUAUGAGGCCUGGGACCCCCAGAGCAUGCCAGCAGACCUGGGCUUUGGGCUGAAGAUGGUUGAUGGUGUUGUGCAUGUCUACACCAAGAGGGACCCCACAGACAAGAGCACAGAGCUGGACCUGCCUUACCCUGACCUGCAGGAAUUCAUCGCUGACAUGAAUUUCCUCAUGGCUUUGAUCAUCAAUGGACCCAUCAAAUCCUUCUGCUACCGUCGGCUGCAGUACCUGAGCAGCAAGUUCCAGAUGCAUGUGCUGCUCAACGAGAUGAAGGAGUUGGCAGCCCAGAAGAAGGUGCCCCACCGCGACUUCUACAACAUCCGCAAGGUGGACACCCACAUCCACGCCUCGUCCUGCAUGAACCAGAAGCAUCUCCUGCGCUUCAUCAAGCGAGCAAUGAAGAAGCACCUGGAUGAGAUUGUCCACGUGGAGAAGGGGAAGGAGCAGACGCUCAAGGAGGUGUUUGAGACCAUGAACCUCACUGCCUACGACCUGAGUGUGGACACACUGGAUGUCCAUGCUGACCGUAACACCUUCCACCGCUUCGACAAGUUCAACGCCAAGUACAACCCCAUCGGGGAGUCCAUCCUGAGGGAGAUCUUCAUCAAGACAGACAACCGUGUCUCGGGGAAGUACUUUGCACACAUCAUCAAG
Messenger RNA from Acanthisitta chloris (rifleman), 988 nucleotides. RefSeq names its product AMP deaminase 2-like. The transcript is spliced from 7 exons. The annotation marks the transcript as partial. The record is from RefSeq and is a predicted model, not a curated record. Gene Ontology annotation, cellular component: cytosol. NCBI's taxonomy places the organism in Eukaryota, Metazoa, Chordata, Aves, Passeriformes, Acanthisittidae. Gene Ontology annotation, biological process: IMP salvage; AMP metabolic process. Gene Ontology annotation, molecular function: AMP deaminase activity.